GUUACUGGCGGAAACUAGGCAAGCAGACGACUUCCUGUUCCGCCAUCGGGAUGCGAUUUAUAAGUACGUUUGAUUCAUUUUUAAACCAAUUUCUCUCGUCUUUCUUCACAACCGAAUAUUCCUUUCAUAUGUUGACGCAGCCACUUUACCUGUCCAGACAAGCCUGAGGACGUUCCUACCUUGAUUUACAAGAUGUGGUGGAACAUUUUCAUUAAUAUCUUCAAUAUUAUUGUUUCCAUUACUCAACUAAGAUGAAGAUGUCAAGGCAAAACUUCACUGUGAGAAUUCCUGCGAGGAAUCAGUUUGAUUUCUCUUUGAUAACAUUCUAUUUAAUCAACUCUUUGCUCUAGUUGUGACGUUCUUCCACACACACACACACCCCUCUGUGUAGGCUCUAGCUAGUCAUGCUUGUAAACAGAAAGACAAGUUUCCGAGAAAACAUGGCACUAUCUGAUUACGGACCAGACGAAAAUGUCAAUGAUACCACAGAUAUCGACUGGGUGAAAAAAGCUUGGGUUCGACGAAUGUUUCGCGUUUGUGCCCUAAUUAGUAUGAUAUCUGUUAGUAUGAACACCCCUAAGACAUUUGAAUAUCAACCAAAAUUAAAAUAUGUCACCUUCAUCACAGAUUUACUUAUUACAUUUCUGUUUACAACAGAGAUGAUAGCUGAAAUGCAUAUACGAGGCAUUGUCAAGGGAGAAGUUCCUUAUUUAAAAGACCGGUGGUGCCAGUUUGAUGGUUUUAUGGUUCUUUGUCUUUGGUUAUCAGUUAUGUUACAGAUAUUUGAAAUGCGAGAAAUAAGUUCAGACUAUGCUUUCUUGUCCCUAUUAAGAUGUCCUCGACCUCUCAUCCUAGUUCGCGUGUUCAGAGUCUUCCUCAAAUUUCAGUUACCCAAAACAAGAAUUAACUCAAUUUUUAAGCGUUCAGGUCAACAGAUCUAUAAUGUGACUAUGUUUUUCCUGUUCUUUAUGUCUCUUUAUGGUAUACUCGGAGUUCAGUUCUUUGGAGAAAUGAAACACCAUUGUGUCAUCAAUGGAACUGAUCCCAAAAAUGUGUCUUUGGAGUCGUUUGCAAUUCCUGAUACGUUCUGUUCCCCUGAUCGGGGAUCAGGCUACCAAUGUCCCUUAGGAAUGGAGUGUAUAGCUUUGCAGCUCAAUCGCAAGCAAAGUGGUUUUGAUGGCUUUGAUAUGUUUGCUAUGAGUUUCUUCACUGUGUACAAAUCUGCAUCUCAAGAAGGCUGGGUCUUUCUUAUGUAUGAUACUGUUGAUAGUUUACCUUCCUGGCGGUCACCCCUCUAUUUCAUAUCACUCAUUUUCUUUCUUGCUUGGCUGGUAAAGAAUGUUUUUAUAGCUGUGAUAAUUGAAACUUUUGCUGAAAUAAGGGUUCAAUUUCAAACUAUGUGGGGACCUAGAGGCAGUGAUGCUAAUUCGGACUCAUCUCAGGUUAUUCAAAGUGAUGGUGUUACGUGGAAACUUGUUUUUAUUGACGAAGACAAGGCUCAAGGCCGAGCACCUCCCAUAUUCCAAAAGAUCCUACGUUCCAAUGUCUUCCACAUCUCGUUGCUGUUGUUGGUAAUGCUAAAUGCUUUCACCGCUGCCAGCUUAACAUUUGACCAUAAUAAGACAAAUCCAAACACUAAACUGGAUGGAUUUUAUUAUGCUGAGGUUGUGUUUACUGCACUCUUUGAUCUGGAAGCAUUAUUCAAAAUCUGGUGUCUUGGUUUCCAAGGAUACCUCAAGCGAUCAGUGCACAAAUUUGAACUUCUGCUUGCUGUAGGUACCACAUUGCACAUCAUUCCCAGACUUUACCGCUCCCAGCUCACAUAUUUUCAGGUUCUUCGAGUUGUUCGUCUCAUAAAAGCAUCUCCAGUUCUUGAAGACUUCUGUUGGAAGAUCUUUGGUCCUGGCAAAAAACUGGGCAGCUUGAUCUUGUUCACCAUGUGCCUGCUCAUCAUAGCUUCCAGCAUCAGUUUACAGUUGUUCUGUAUCAUUACUAACAAUAAAAAGUUUGAUACAUUCCCUCAUGCCCUAGUGACCAUGUUUCAAAUCCUCACUCAAGAAGGCUGGAUUGAAGUUGUAGAUGACCUCAUGGACAAAGUAGAAUCCUUCCAUGUGAUCAUACUUAUUUUAGUUGCUUCCUAUUUUGUACUCUUCCAUCUUUUUGUCUCGUUGAUUGUAAUCAGUUUGUUUGUUGCCGUUAUUCUCGAUAAUUUGGAAUUGGAUGAAGACAUAAAAAAACUGAAGCAGCACAAAGCCCGCGAACAAAUCGCUGACAUACAGCAAAAGCUACCCCUUCGCCUGCGCAUCUUCACAAAGUUUUCUGACCAUCCACAGAUGGUACGGUUGUAUCGUAUCCCUGGGGAUUUCCUCCUGGCUGACAUCCGAGAGAGUUUCAUGCGUCAGUUUGUAAAUGAAGAACAUACAAGCGGGCUGAAAAACUUGGUCGUCGAUAGACACAACUCUCAUGACAUGAGUUUGUUCAUGAAGUCAUCCCCCAUGAGACUGAUCAAAUCUAUGUCACAUGCAGCACGUGGAGCUGGUAUGAUGGAGAAGAAAGCAGGGAUCCAUUCUAUAAUGAGGGAUUCAAACCAGCAGCGUAUCAUGUCAGGAGAUUCCACUCAAAUGAUUUGGUCAAAAUCUCUUCUCUCACAACAACAUCAGAUCCGACUGGAUCGCAGGAGUUUCCGUGCUGGAUCCCGUCCCAGUAGUCUGAAGAUGAAAUCUUCCACAAUGAAAGAGAAUGGUGACAUUCAUGGCGUAACACUGACUUCAUCCCGUCGUACUGAAGAUUUUGAUAUCAAAGUGUGGCAACAGAGAAAGCAACAAGCGGAAUUCAAACGGAGCCAACAGGAAGAAGAACUGCGAGAGAAUCAUCCUUACUUUGAUACUCCACUCUUUGCAGUUGGUCGAGAAUCAAGGUUCCGCAGGUUCUGCCAAAUGGUCGUCAAUGCUAGAUACAAAUACAUGUUAAAAGAUCCUGUUACUGGCAAAGAAAUAAUCAGCAGAUCUAAACGUCUACAUAAACUACUUGGUCUUGUCACUUACCUUGAUUGGAUGAUGAUUAUUGUCACAGUAUUGUCUUGUAUUUCAAUGAUUCUUGAGACUCCAAAUUACCGAGUGGAGAAUGAGCCAAAACUUCAGUUUGCUGAAUAUAUAUUUGUCAUGUGUAUGAGUAUUGAAAUGCUGCUGAAGAUUUUAGCAUCUGGCUUUUUCUUCACUCCAAAAGCUGUUGUCAGAGAUUUUAGUGGUGUUUUAGACCUUUUUAUAUACACUACAAGUUUAUUAUUUCUAAUUUGGAUGCCAAAAAAUGUUCAAGCCCAGUCCGGUGCUCAAGUUCUCAUGAUCCUCCGGUGCCUACGUCCUCUUCGAAUUUUUAAUUUAGUCCCUCACAUGAGAAAAGUUGUUUAUGAAUUAGUACGGGGCUUUAAAGAAAUUCUCAUGGUAUCUAUACUUCUGAUUCUACUAAUGUUUGUAUUUGCAACAUUUGGUGUCCAUCUGUAUGGAGGUCGUUUGGCACGUUGCAAUGAUCCAAAUAUCACAAAAAGAGACGAUUGUAAAGGUGUAUUUAUGACCCAAGUCUAUGUUACUAAAAUGAAAAUCCUUGAAGAUAAUGAUAACUCAACAAGACCAGGUUACUUUGUGCCAAGAGUAUGGGCGAAUCCACGAAAUUUCAACUUUGAUAAUAUUGGCAAUGCAAUGCUAGCACUAUUUGAAGUUCUGUCUCUUGAGGGAUGGUUAGAAAUUCGAGACGUCAUUGUGGAACAAGUAGGCUGGGUUCAUGCCAUUUACAUUCAUGUGUUUGUCUUCAUUGGUUAUAUGAUAGGACUUACACUCUUUGUUGGAGUAGUCAUUGCUAACUAUAGUGAAAACAAGGGAACUGCACUGCUAACUGUGGAUCAGAGGCGUUGGUUGGAUUUGAAGGGCAGAAUCAAGCUUGCUCACCCACUACAUAUUCCUCCGAGACCAGAUGGCAAUGGUUUCCGUGCUUUAAUGUACGAUAUCACCCAACACAUAUUUUUCAAAAGGGCUGUGGCAAUUUUAGUUUUGGCUAAUUGUAGUUUACUAUCUGUUCCAUGGUUGAAAAAUGACCACAAAACAUUUGUACUUGCAAGCAUCUCGACUGUGUUCACACUUCUCUUUUUAUGUGAGGUUAUUAUGAAGAUGAUUGCUCUAACCCCCAAUGGCUACUGGACAAGUCAUCGGAAUCGGUUUGACAUGUUGGUCACUUUCCUUGGAGUUAUAUGGAUUGUCUUACACUUCACUGUUCGGAAUGUUGGCAGUAAUACAUAUGGUUAUGUCAUCAUUGUUUUACGGUUUUUCACAAUCACAGGGAAACACGCAACACUCACCAUGCUAAUGCAGACAGUUGUUAUGUCCGUUUUAAAGAGCUUUUUCAUCAUCACUGGAAUGUUUUUGUUAAUGCUGUUCUAUGCCUAUGCUGGUGUCAUCUUGUUUGGCAAUGUUAAAUAUGGGUACAAUUUGGGAAGACAUGCAAAUUUCAAGACAGCUCCAAAUGCCAUUGCUUUGUUGUUCCGUAUUGUUACUGGCGAAGACUGGAACAAGAUUAUGCAUGAUUGUAUGAUCAGCCCUCCAUUUUGUUCCAUUAAGCAGGAUGGCUGGAAGACCGACUGUGGAAAUUUCACUGCUUCCCUCAUGUACUUUUGCUCUUUCUACAUCAUCAUUACAUACAUUGUGUUAAAUUUAUUGGUUGCUAUUAUUAUGGAGAAUUUUUCAUUAUUUUAUUCGAAUGAAGAAGAUGCUUUACUCAGUUAUAACGACAUCCGACAGUUUCAGAACACCUGGAAUUUAGUAGAUAUCAACCGAAAGGGUGUCAUACCUGCCAGAAGAGUGAAGUUCUUGUUACGUCUUUUACGAGGUCGACUUGAGGUAGAUUUAGAAAAAGACCGUCUACUGUUUAAACAUAUGUGCUACGAGAUUGAAAAACUUUACAAUGGAGGCGAUGUUACAUUCCACGAUGUACUCAGCAUGUUGUCAUAUCGUUCAAUGGACAUCCGGAAAAGUCUACAGCUUGAAGAAUUACUUAACCGAGAAGAACUGGAAUAUACCAUAGAAGAAGAAGUUGCUAAGUUAACCAUCCGUAAUUGGUUAGAUAAAUGUUUAAAAAGAAUACGAGCAAAAGAACAUUCGAACAUCAUCCCCAAAUUACGUGCUAUGAACGACCCCCUCUUCCCUGUGGCUGAGUUGGUAUCAAGUGCAGUGGAAAGCAGUGAAGAGAGCAAAGAAGAAAAUGUCCCAGCAGUGACACGGUGUCGAAAGAAAGGUCAAGUUGAACUUCGUAAUCCAAUUUUGACAACCCAGGGAUCUAUAACUCAGAGUAAGGGCCCUCCUAGUCGAAAGCUUUUGGUUCCUGCCCUCAGUGAUAGUGCAGUCAUCCAUUCAGAGAAGGAAAGAGGUGGUUCAAAAAAGAGGAGUAUGGCAGCAGGUGUCAAAAGCCUUCCUAACGUAGCAGAGGGUGAAAGUAUAACUAUCAAAACUGCUCAGGAAAGAGUGCCUGAAUACAUUUUACGCGGUCGAAGUGUAGACUCCAGUGUUAGCGGUUGGUGGAAAGAACAGUGUAAUGUCUCCAGUGAUUCAGACCUAGACUAAAAAACACACGAAUACACACAUACGCAUACACACGCACACAUACACACAGAGGAUUAAUUGACAAUAUCUUUGUGCGGUUGGUUGUUUUUUUGUUUUUUUUUUUCGUUUCUUUUUUUUUUUUAUUACCAAAGUAUGGCUUGAACCGACGACCAGGAAUUCACUCUGUCACUUGUGUGUUUCUGAAUUGCAUGAAAGGAAAGACUAUUUAUAUGAUUGGCAGGUGUGACAGGCAGCAGCAGAUUACUGUUGAGUCUUUUUUUUUUCUUUUUUUGUUGGUUUUUUUUUCUUUUUUGCUGCUGUCUCUAUUAGUAACUGGCUGUCCAGUGCACGACUUAAAGAACAUCUAUAGCACAGCCCAAAGCUGGUUACUAGAGGGACCUGAAAAUUUUCAAUUCAAAAUGGAGUGAAUCCUGGUUAAAAUUUUUUUAUUCCCUGACAAAAAAAAGACCAAUAUUUUUAUAACUUUUUUAAGGAAACUUGUGCAAAAGAAACCAAAAAAAAAAUAUUAAAUAGAAAGCAAGAGAGAGAGAAAGAGAGAGAGUGUGUGGUGUGUGUGAGAGAGAGAGAGAAAGAGGAAGAGAAAAAGAGAGGGAGGGAGGGAAAAAUCUCAAGAAAAAGAACAACAAAGGACCCACCCCACUUUCUGUUCCACCCCCUCCUGCUUCUCCAGCCCCCACCGUCUUCCCCCCUUCCCCACCCCCUAACAGAAUGCUUCCUUGAUUAUUUAAUGUGUUUGGAGGUUGUUUCAUUUUUUUCCUUUCCUUUUAUGCCCUCCACCCCCACCCUGGUGUGCUUAGCUGUGAUUAGGACUGUUCAUACAAUAUUCAUGCUGUUGUUGUUAUUGUUGUUGUUACUGAAUGAGGGCAGUGGAUUGGCAGAUUUAGCGGAGCAUCUAUGUUGCAGUAUUCGUUCCUGCUCCUUUAUGUUCCGAGUUCAAAUCCCCACCAAGUCCAACCUUAUUUUCCAUCCUUUCAGGGUCAAUAAAUAAAGUACCAGUCAAGUACUGGGGGUAAGUUUAAUUGACUAUAGCCCCUUCCCCCCAAAAUAUCAGGCUUUGUGCCUCGUUAGCAUGCUAGGCAAAAUGCUUAGCAGCAUCUCAUCCAUCUGAGUUCAAAUUCCACAGAGGUUGACUUUGACUUUCAUCCUUUUGGGAUUCAUGAAAUAAGUUGCAAUUAAGCACUGGGGACAAUGUAAUCAACUAACUCCCUCCCUUGUGCCUAUAGAAGAAUGGAUUAUUAUUAUUAAUGAGUUAGCAGAAAUGUUAACGAACUAAAAUGAACUCUUUGUGGUACUUUUAAUUGUUUAGCAUUCAGAUUACUCUUUAGCAAAUACGUUUGUUUAUUCAUUUUGUUUUGAAUUAAUCAUACAUUAAUUAUCCCAUAGCUUUGAUAUUUUGAUGAUGUGAUUGAUUAUUUUUAGAAAGACAUCAGGUAAAUAUGAGAGACCAGAUCUGUCCGGUUUGGACAUAAAACAGGUAGAAUAUUCCGGCCGGAUAUGGCCAGUUUUCAUACUGAAGGGUUAAGUAAGUCCUUCUAUAUUCUGAAUUGAAUCCUGCCAAGGUUGAAUUUACCUUUCUGUGUCCCUUGGGGAGGGGCAAAAAAAUGGGUACCUGGUUCAACCUUACUUUUCAUCCUUUCAGGGUCAAUAAAUAAGUAUCGGUCAAGUACUGGGAUCAGUUUAAUCAACUAGCCCCUUCCCCCAAAAUUUCAGGCUUUGGGCCUCAUUAGCAUGCCAGAGAGAAUGCUUAGCAGCAUUUCUCCAAAAAUGACCCUCCCUCCCAUCUUUAUCUACAAAAUGUGCAGCUUCGUGCCAAUGUAAGAAGUCAGCAGCAUCAUUGUUAAUAUUAUUAUUACAACAACCAUUAUUGUUAUUGUUGCUGUUAUCAUCAUCAUCAUGAUCAUUAUUAUUAUUAUCAUCAUCAUUGCCAUGGCCAAGUGGUCAUCAGAACCUCAGAAUCCAUCAUCUAAAUCUGUGUUACUUCUGUUCUUCACCCACAGAGUUCUUACACUGAGGGAUAGCUGUGAACGUUUGACGCUUCACUCUGUAACCAUUGAGAUGUAACUGUAAAUUGAACCACUCUUGUAUACCACGUUACCAUCAGGAUGGUAGCAAUGGUUUUUUACUUUCACCACUAGGUAACAUUUCAGUUCUGUUCUUUGUACUUAAUCAAGUGAACCCUUUUCAGUGGAUCUUUCAUGAUCAUACUGUGAUAUACUAGUGUACACUAAACACAAAUAACUACCUACCUACACACGUGCAUUCACACACACACACACACACUUAGCAUAAGUUUCAUAACAGUUUGUUCAUACACAAACACACACACAUGUAUGUUUAUUUAUUUCCCAUCUAACACUAACAUAAGAUGGCAACACAUGUCCUUAUGUGUUCUUCUUACUGUUGUUAACAACUCCUGUCUUUAGUAAUUUAUGUUAAAUAAUACACCAAAAUAUUUUCUGAUACAUACACCACGAAAAAAAACAAAAGACGAAGACAGGUGGUGUACAAAA
Molecule: messenger RNA, 8116 nt
Organism: Octopus sinensis (East Asian common octopus)
Lineage: Eukaryota; Metazoa; Mollusca; Cephalopoda; Octopoda; Octopodidae
Product: sodium leak channel non-selective protein-like
Exons: 40
Coding region: 405-5606 (1733 amino acids)
Biological process (GO): calcium ion transmembrane transport
Cellular component (GO): voltage-gated calcium channel complex; membrane
Molecular function (GO): voltage-gated calcium channel activity
Source: RefSeq, a predicted model, not a curated record